CCCAGUCUUCGGCAGGCGUAGGCAAGCGUGUGGCUCGGGCGGUGCUCUUGCUUGCGAGGCUGUCCGCGUCCUGCGUGGACGGCGAGAGACGUUUGGGGUUUGAGGCCGGAACUGGGGACUAGAAGAAACGCUCUGUCGCGGCUCUCAACUUUUUCGUCGACUGGAGAGGCGACUAUGAGGGAAGGGAGUGAGUGAGAGAGAGCGAAAGAGAGUGAGCGAGCCAGCGGGGUAGGCGCAACCCGUUCCUCUUCGGAGAAGCGUCCAUGGAGGCGGAUUGAAUUGGUUCUGGAUUGCUUUGAAAAAACAUCAGUUCAACUGACUUGGAAGGUCAGACAUCCACAUAAAUGCAGUAUUUAAGUGUAAAAGAAGACUGCAAAGCUAUGGCUUUCUGUGCAAAAAUGAGAAGCUCCAAGAAGAAUGACGUGAACACAGAAGCUCAAGAGCAGGGCUUGGAAGUAGCAUUCUAUUUACAAGAGAAGCCUUCUCUUUGGUAUAGGUGUGGCAAGUAUACAGCAGAAGACCUUUGCAUUGAAGCUGCUCGGAAGUGUUCUAUAUCACCAUUGUGUCACAAUCUAUUUGCACUGUUUGAUGAAAGCAGAAACUUGUGGUAUGCACCAAAUCAUGUCUUCCAGGUAGAUGACAAAACUGCACUCCAGAUUCAUUAUCGCAUGAGGUUUUACUUUACCAACUGGCAUGGGGCAAAUGAAAAUGAACCAUCUGUCUUGAGACAUUCUCCAAAGAAACCAAAGAAUUCUUAUGAAAAGAAGCAAGUGCAGGAAGGAACACCCCUACUUGAUGCAAAUUCACUGGAAUAUCUCUUUGCACAGGGACAGAAUGAUCUGGUAAGAUGUUUUGCACCUGUUCGGGAUCCUAAAAAUGAUCAGGAGAGUCAUGAAAUUGAAAAUGAAUGUCUGGGCAUGGCUGUACUAGCAAUUACCCAUUAUGCAAUUAAAAAAAACCUGAGAUUGCCAGAACUUCCCAGGGACAUCAGUUAUAAAAGGUAUAUUCCUGAAACUUUGAGCAAAACAAUUAGACAGAGGAACAUCUUGACCAGAAUACGGAUAAACAAUGUUUUCAAGGAUUUCCUUAAGGAAUUUAACAAUAAAACCAUUUGUGACAGCAGUGUUUCUCCACAUGAUCUGAAGGUGAAAUACUUGUCCACAAUGGAAACAUUAACAAAGCAUUAUGGAGCAGAAAUCUUCGACGCUGCCUCAUUGCAUGUUUCAUUUGAGAAUGAGAAGAACUGUAACCUGGAAGACUCUACAGACAUCCCAAAUUAUGAAGUGAUGGUAACAGGCAAUCAUGGAAUUGAAUGGCGGCUCAAAUCAUAUGUUACACAGAGUGAGAAAGAAAAGCAUAAAAUGAAGAAGAAAAAAACAGACAGUAAAGUCAAGAAAAAUGAAGGAAAAAAUAAGAGGGAGGAAUGGAAAAAUUUUUCUUACUUUCCUGAAAUUACCCACCUUGUGAUCAAGAAGUCCAUCAUCUGCAUCUACAAGCAAGAUAACAAAAGGAUGGAAUUUAAACUGUCUUCACAUGAGGAAGCCUUGUCAUUUGCUGCCUUGAUAGAUGGCUACUUCAGGCUUACCGCAGAUGCCCAUCACUAUCUGUGUACAGAUGUUGCACCUCCCUUGAUAAAACACAACAUUAAAAAUGGCUGCCAUGGCCCAAUUUGCACAGAAUAUGCCAUCAACAAGCUGAAACAGGAAGGCAAUGAGGAAGGGAUGUAUAUCUUGAGGUGGAGUUGCACAGACUUCAAUAGUAUCCUCUUGACUGUAAUAUGUAAUGAAUACUCACAGCAAUUGCUGAAUACUCCUAAACAGUACAAGAACUUCCAGAUUGAAAUUAAGAAAGAUGGAUGUCUUUUGCAGGGAUCUGAUAAAUUUUUUCCCUCUCUGAAGGAAUUGAUGGACCAUUUAAAAGGGCAGAUGCUUAGAACAGAUAAUAUAGUUUUUACACUCAAGAGGUGUUGUCAGCCAAAGCCAAGAGAAAUCUCCAAUUUGCUUGUGGCUACAAAGAAAUCCCUAGAAUGGCAACCAGUAUGCCCAUUAGGUCAGCUGAGCUUCCAUCGAAUACUUAAAGAAGAAAUAAUACAAGGUGAGCAUCUUGGAAGAGGAACAAGAACACAGAUUUACUCGGGGAUUCUUAGCUAUAAAGAUGAUGAAAAUUAUCAGAGUGAAAAGAUUAAAGUUCUUCUUAAAGUCUUAGACCCCAGCCACAGGGACAUUUCUCUGGCAUUUUUUGAGACGGCAAGCAUGAUGAGACAAAUUUCUCACAAGUACAUCGUCCUUCUUCAUGGAGUUUGUGUUCGUGAUGUAGAGAACAUUAUGGUGGAAGAGUUUGUUGAAUUUGGGCCUUUGGAUCUUUUUAUGCACCGUAAAAGCGAUGUCCUUACAACUCCUUGGAAAUUCAAAGUAGCAAAACAGUUGGCAAGUGCAUUAAGCUAUCUGGAGGACAAAAAUUUAGUACAUGGAAAUGUGUGCACAAAAAAUAUAUUGUUGGCAAGAGAAGGAAUUGACAAUGAAUACGGACCUUUCAUAAAACUAAGUGACCCAGGAAUUCCAAUAAUGGUGUUGUCUAGACAAGAAUGUGUUGAACGUAUUCCUUGGCUUGCACCAGAAUGUGUUGAAGACCCCAAAAAAUUAAGUGUGGCUGCAGAUAAGUGGAGUUUUGGCACAACAUUGUGGGAAAUUUGCUACAAUGGAGAAACGCCUCUUAAAGACAAGACAUUAGCAGAGAAAGAGAGGUUUUAUGAAGGGCAUUUCACACUUCCAGUCCCAUCUUGCAAGGAGCUCGCUGAUCUGAUGAAGCAAUGCAUGCACUAUGACCCUAAUCAGAGACCAUUCUUUAGGGCAAUUAUGCGAGAUAUCAACAAACUAGAAGAACAAAAUCCUGAUAUUGUGUCUGAGAAGAAACCCAAUGCAGAGAUUGAUCCCACCAUUUUUGAAAAACGUUUUCUGAAGCGGAUUCGGGACCUAGGCGAGGGUCAUUUUGGCAAAGUUGAGCUCUGCAGGUAUGAUCCUGAAGGUGAUAAUACAGGAGAACAAGUGGCAGUAAAGUCAUUGAAGCCUGAGUGUGGUGGGAACCAUAUUGCUGACCUCAAGAAAGAAAUUGAAAUUCUGAGGAACCUUUAUCAUGAAAACAUUGUAAAGUACAAAGGAAUCUGCACUGAAGAUGGUGGAAAUGGAAUUAAGCUUAUAAUGGAGUUCCUUCCUUCUGGAAGCCUAAAGGAAUAUCUCCCACGGAACAAGAGCAAGAUCAGUCUGAAACAACAAUUGAAAUAUGCCGUACAAAUCUGCAAGGGAAUGGACUAUCUGGGGUCUCGACAGUAUGUUCAUCGAGACUUAGCAGCAAGGAACGUUCUAGUUGAAAAUGAGCAGAGAGUAAAGAUUGGUGACUUUGGACUAACCAAAACAAUUGAGACUGAUAAGGAAUACUACAAAGUCAAUGAUGAUCGAGACAGUCCCGUGUUCUGGUAUGCUCCUGAAUGCUUACUGCAGAGCAAAUUCUAUAUUGCUUCAGAUGUUUGGUCCUUUGGAGUGACCCUCUAUGAACUAUUGACCUACUGUGACUCUGAGUGCAGUCCAAUGGCAGAAUUCUUGAAGAUGAUUGGUCCAACUCAGGGGCAGAUGACAGUCACACGGCUUGUGCGCCUAUUAGCAGAUGGCAAGCGCUUGCCAUGUCCUAAAAAUUGCCCAGAAGAGGUUAACCAACUGAUGAGGAAGUGUUGGGUGCAAGACCCAGCGGAGAGGACACCUUUUCACAAUCUGAUUCAAGGGUUUGAAGCACUUAUAAACAAGAUGUAAUCCAGAGGUUUUAUACUGUUACCCUUAAAUAGUUGGAAAAUAUAUUACCUUUAUUACCUGUUGUAAUUUUGUACUGUGGUAAUGCCGUGUUUGAAAGGGUAUCUUCUGUCCAAGAGUAUUCCUAUUUGAAUAGUAAACCCUUGGAUCUCAGUAGUUAAAACAAAGCAGCAGAAAAAUGUUGAGCAGUUCACUAUUCAAUAUCUGUGCCACUUCAUUGUUCUACCAUUUAGAAUCUGAUCGGUGUUUCAGAAGAGAAACUUGCAGCAUCAGUGGUAUUGACUCAGCAUAAAUUGUUCUGAAAGCCAUACCCCCAGGGCUUUUACUUAUUUCCCUUUAUGCAUUUCAAAUCAUGUUGGGCUAAAAAAGCAAAAAGUGCAGAACAGCACCAUGACUGAGCGAUGGUGACAUUUAUUGAACAAAGUAUAAUGAACUGGCAGGUGUUUUCUGACUGUCUUUAACAUUUGGAAUUGUAUUGGAAUGCAAGAUUAGUUCUUGAAGCAUUCAAGUAUUUUAACAGAAAUAGGGGGCCAUUGGCCUUCUUUUCCUCAAACAUUUGUCAUCUCAUGCUAACAUGGUGAAUCAUCAUGAACUAGCAUUAACGUCCCAAAGCAUUUGUUAUGGCAUCAGUGCCAACUGUUCCAGAGGGGAAAAUGUGAAAAGCAAACGUUUAAAAUGGAGCACUUUGGCUAUUUUGCGAACAGAAGGAAGUGCGCAGCCUUCACCUCCAGCCUCCUCUCCCCUUUUCUUUCGAGGUCCGCCCUGCCUUCUCCUGCUCCUCACAGUUCUACUAGGCAUGUCCAAGCUGUCAAACAAACCUAAAGUAGCUGUUUGGAUUCUAAGCUUUGCUUCUCUUGGUACAUUUCUUGCAUUUGUAAACUGCCCAUAGUAAAUUCAUUAAAAUCUGAAUGUACCAUCAUAUGGGAAGGUCCUUUGUAUAGUUAAAAACUUCUAGAAGAUUUCUCUAUGAUAAUCUUUAAUAUUUCGUUUAUUGAGUUCUCUUUAAAAAAAAGAAUGUUCCUCAUUUGCAGUAUAGCUUUGUAAGCUUGUUGCUUGGCAUGCUGUCAAAGAUUGUCUAUCUGAUUUUGACAUGCUUGUUUUUGGAAGAGCGGUGUUCAGCCUAUUGAAACUAUACCAUGGCCAAGAGACAAUUAUAACAAGUUUUGAUUCCUGAAAAAAAUUUAAAUAGCUAUGAGAAUUUCUGUUAUUAAUGGAAGUUUUGUGUCCUUAUCUUACAGUGUGGGAUUUAGAGAAAUCCACCUCAUAUACAGCAAAUGUUUGUUACCAAGUGUGAUGGGGAAAUUGAUUCUAAUGUAAGAGAACUGAGGAAUACACUGACUAGUGCUUGACAAUGUUUUGGGCUAUUAUCAUGUAGCAUAUUGUCAAACAACCAGAAUGCUAGCUUUUCAUUGUCUUUUGAAGGCAGAUACAUAAGGAUGAGCUGAGCGUGAAGGUAUCGCAUAUGAAAUUCACCAUGGCUACCAGCACACUUUGUGGGAGGAUGCUGUAAGAGAUAAAGCACACCAUAGAAAUGUGUACAUUAUUCCUGCACUAUAAAGAAAUAGUUGAUCAUAACUUAACAGCAGAUGGGGAAGUAGGGAGACACUGCAUUGAACUGAGUGUUAGUCAUUCUUAGACUAAAUUCAUUGCUUUGUUAAAAUUAAGUGAAAGAAUUAUUUGUGAUUAACUCAAGAUCUUUCAAUUUCAAUGGUCUACUCUAAGCAUGAUUAGGCUGAACCCAACCCAUAAAGUGGUCUGGUCUGGCCUUUUCUUCCCCUUUCCCCUUCUAAUGAAGAGAGUAGUCCUUAUAUUUAUCCCUAGAUUGGAGCCAUAACUCACAAGUAACUAAACUAUAAAUUUCCCAUAUGUGGAUUCACUCGUCACUAGGUGAAAGUAUAUGAUGGACAUUGUUUCAAAUAAUUUCUCUUUACUUUGAGCCUGCUCUUAACUAAAGUCAAAUACUGUAUGUGAAGUAUUCAUGAUUGCAAUAAUGUAAAAUGUAAUCAAAAUCAAACAAGAACUGUAAUUGUUGAAUAUUUUGUUCAGUUAAGAGCUAUCUUUAAGUAGUGCCUGUUUUUGCUGUAAUCCAAUAAUAUGACUGUUAUAUGCACUUUGUUAUUCUUUAUACAAAAUAAAGAUUUUAUCUAUGAA
This is a messenger RNA of Varanus komodoensis (Komodo dragon), 5951 nucleotides long. It is a transcript of the gene JAK1, whose product is annotated as Janus kinase 1. The record is from RefSeq and is a predicted model, not a curated record. Gene Ontology annotation, biological process: hemopoiesis; intracellular signal transduction; cell differentiation. The transcript is spliced from 25 exons. Gene Ontology annotation, molecular function: non-membrane spanning protein tyrosine kinase activity; ATP binding; cytokine receptor binding. Gene Ontology annotation, cellular component: membrane; cytosol; cytoskeleton. The coding region runs from base 345 to 3803 and encodes 1152 amino acids. NCBI's taxonomy places the organism in Eukaryota, Metazoa, Chordata, Lepidosauria, Squamata, Varanidae.